This is a messenger RNA of Mizuhopecten yessoensis (Yesso scallop), 7431 nucleotides long. RefSeq names its product zinc finger protein 704-like. The record is from RefSeq and is a predicted model, not a curated record. Bases 211 to 1782 code for a protein of 523 amino acids. NCBI's taxonomy places the organism in Eukaryota, Metazoa, Mollusca, Bivalvia, Pectinida, Pectinidae. Gene Ontology annotation, biological process: regulation of transcription by RNA polymerase II. Gene Ontology annotation, molecular function: DNA-binding transcription factor activity; RNA polymerase II cis-regulatory region sequence-specific DNA binding. Gene Ontology annotation, cellular component: nucleus. The transcript has 7 exons.
AAUGAAUGCAAUGAUAGUAAUCACGAGGUUUUGUUGAUACCGGAAAAUUAACUCCGCCCACCCUAGCACCAUAACAAACCGGCGCAAUAUACCGGCAUAUGUUUACAUCGACCAGCUGAUUUUUGUGACACUAAUGCAGGACAAUUACUGAAUAUUUUGAUGUGAAACUUUGUGAAUAUUACAAUUAGGUUUUCUGGAUGUGAUAUACUCAUGAUGUUUGGGAAUCGGAGACUUGCAAAGCGCUCGAUUAUAGGGACAAAAAUAUGUGCCAUUUGGCAAGAUGGCCGAUAUUACCCUGGUACCAUUCAGAAUCACCCGGCCGAAGGGGAUUUAUUUAGGGAGCAAAAAUACACAGUUCGAUUUGAUGACGGUUACCAGAGGGAUGUUAAUGUGAGCGAUAUCAUGGGACCUGGAUUUAACAAUGUAUCGUCUUUAACACUGAAGCACGGACAGAAAGUCUAUCUCACGUUAAACGGUCGAGAAGUACAGGGCUCUGUUGCCGAACAUAACCGCUCACAGGACGAGGUCAUUGUAAUUGUUCCCACAGUGAGCGGUGACGGAAUUGAGCUAAUCCGGAAAAUAGAUGAUCUACGGCUGAUGGAAAGUAGGAAAUCGGCGAGACUCGUUGACCAGGCGACUGAUUAUUCUAAACUUGCCGAUUUAAAUGUACAAGGAGAUAAAAAGAGGGCCGUAUCUCACGUCAUUGAUGUGCCGUCAAAAUCACAGCGGUAUCGUCGACCAAGUAGCGACGAUGAAGACAGAGACGGUACACAGACAGAGGAAAAUGACGUAGAGAUGAUGGAUGAGACGAUAGCGGCGAUGGUUCUAACGAGUCUGUCCUGUAGUCCGCAGUCUCCCAAGUUCCAGUCGUCACAGCUAACAGAUCUGACCAAUAAGAGCCCCGCCCCCUUGUCCAGUAGCGUGGCGAGCAGUGGUUUCCAUUCGGAAAGGAGUGACCCCUCCCCGCCCCUCUCCGGCAAUCUCAGUGAGAGCGCCCCGGCAGCGUCCGGGAGCUGGUUCUUCGGAUCCUACCCAAAAGAUGAAGGUCUUGUGCUCGAGGAAAAUGACGACGAAGAUGACGAUGUGGAAAAUCUGGAACCAAAACGAAAGAGGAUCGAAAGUCACGGAUAUGAGGGUCACAAGAAAACGGUGUUCAAAUGUACGUGGAAGAAAUGCAACAAAAUUCACAACACAGUGUCCAGUAUCGAGGCCCACGUACGCACGGCACAUCUUGGACUUUCAGAAAGCGACAGCAACUUUCUUGAUCACGAGGAAGAAUUUUACUACACCGAGAUCGAGGUCACGAUGGAUCACGUGACUGAGAAAUUCUCUGAUAUGUGUACGUCAUCACCGCCGGAACCAACCGGAUUUGAUUUCGGCAGACCUAUUCCAGAUCACGACUACCAGAAAAAGGAACACAGACAAAAUGUUGGCAACAUGUUCGCCUCGUCAGUGCCUUCUGGAGGAUUCCAACCGCUGACGUCAUCCGGAUCUCUUCCCAUAACAAUGCCACAGAUCAAAAGAUCGUUGUCAUGGCAAAAUAACAAUACCUCAUCCUCGCCUGGAUUGUCGAUGUCACCUUCUGUCCGUUCGUCCAAACCAUCUCCACAGGAACGGCUGCAACAGCAUCAGGCUCAGUCUCCGAAAUCUCACCUUUUCUCCUCUCAUAAGAAGCCUCGAAGUGAAGUCCGGAAGUGCCGAAAGGUUUAUGGGAUGGAAAACAGGGACAUGUGGUGCACUCAGUGUAAAUGGAAGAAAGCCUGCUCCCGAUUUUCGGACUGAAGUGCUACUUCCAUUCCAGGAACAAAAUCGACCAAUCAGAAACGUUUUGAUAUCUUUCAAAUGGAAGGUCCGAUUUGAUUGUCUCCCCACAGAGGACACAAACGACAAGGAAUCAGUGAUUAGACUGAAUUCAUUCCACAUUCUAAGGUUGACCAACCAAAUAAACGUUUUAAUAAAAAAAAUGUUAUGAUAUAUUUAGAUAUGUCUUUCAUAAGAAAGCUCAAAUUUGAUUGGUCAGUCAUAAAUACCUUGUUUUUCUGGUCAUUGGUUAAUUUUGCACAUAAUUUGUGAAAAACCUAGCGCACAAUUAAUUGACUACCAUUUCAGGGAAUAAAAAUAACCAUAGCUAUGCACUGGUUAUAGUACGAAACCAUCUGUAUAUUCUCCAUCUCCAUUUCACAGAGUUCACACUACCCGGAUGUACCAAGAACAUCCGGGUAACCGGUCAAAACCCCGGAUGUCUAUUUUUUAUGAUAAUCACACAUUUAUGUCCAUCAAAAAAGUCAUGCUUUGCAAAAAUGGUUAUACAACAUCAAGGGUGACAUUUUGUAUAGUUUAUGUUGCAUGUUACAACCACAUCUAUUUACUUGAAUUUAAUUUAAUACAAGGUUAAAUUUUGAGAAUCCGUUGUCAAUGUUUUGUCAAGUAUUCCAGAUAUGUCGAGAAAUAACGUGCAUGUGUUUCAACUGAAUAAUUCAAUUUUCAAUAUAAAUUAAAAUUUGUUUAAGAAUUCAAAGUUAAAAGAAAAAAGAAGAACAACCUUUAUCUCAAGCCUAUAUCGAUGCCACCGUGUGCAUCAACGUAGGUUUAAUUUCAUAUCAAAAAGAUAGGCGUUUAAUUAAUUUCACAGAAAAAUACUUUCUGACAAGCUUACGUGAUCAUUAAGUCUGGAUGAAACCGAUUUUGUGAACGUCUGUUUAGAAGCUAUGACCAGGGACAAGACAAUGAAUUACAUUUUAUCCAUUCCUGGCAAUGUGGAAUUUGUACAGAUGAAAAAGAUUUAAGAAUCUAUGAAAAAAGGGUACAAUUUUCUACUGAUGUCAUUAUGUUAAGAAGUGGAUUUUUGUUAAAAUUGCAAAAUAACCAAUAAUUUGUGAAAAAACAAAAUACUCACAGUAAUGAUCUCUGUUAUGUGAAUCACCAAAUAUUCUUGUUAUUGUGUCAAUAUUCAAAUACUGAUUUACUUUUUAUCAAAGCUAUUGAAUUGUCAUAAUUUCUUAAAAAUAAAUGCACACUUUAUCAUGCUAGUUGUAUGCAAUGUGAUAUUGAGGGGAAACAACAUUAGUUUGCCUAUUACCCCUCUUUUAGGAAGUAGUCUCGCCCAUACUGUAUAGACUCUUGAAUAGCAGACUAGUCUAUUCUUGAUUAUGAAGGGAGAGCAACUAUCUCUUUGUCUUUCAUACAUGUUGUUGAAUGCUAUUGUUGCCACUCUGGUAUUGUGAUCAUGUUUUAAAAUACUUUUUGAGUAUGAAAGUUGAUGUGUAUCGUUAUAUAUAUAAAUAUAGUAUAUUCAAAAUGAAUUGCAUUCAUAUGUUGUAGAUAAUGUUUUGCCCCACAUCCCUGUCAGAAAUACGGUUUUGUGAUUCUUGAACUCUUUUUAAUUAGGAGGUACAUGCUCAUGGCCAUGUAGCAUACGUUCUUAACUUUUUAUGUUCAUGGAAGUCACUAUCCAUUAUCAAGUGCAAUCAUUCUGUUUUGUUGUUUAUAAUUAAAUUUGUUAAGUUUAUAUAUUUGAAAUUAACCAGAAAGGGAAAAAAAGAUGGAAAUGUAAUUUAACUGUAUCAAUCCAGUAUGAAUGUUAAAUAUCAGCUUUGCCCUAGUAUAUUUGCCAGUUUUGCAUUCAUCACUAUGAAUCACAAAAAGGUUUUAUCUGAAUCACAGAAAUGUUUGAAUUAGAGACACUCGAAGUUAUUGCUCUGCUGAUGAUGUAAUUUAGACAACUUUUGAUCAUUGAUGUAACUUAGAAAUUUUUUCAUCAUACAUAAUGCAAUAAUUUAGUUAAACAAUUUUUUGUGAUAAAAAUUUCAUGAGGAAAGCAAUCAUUUAAUCACUUUUUUUUCACGUUUUCUGACAUCAUUUUAUAGAUAAAAUGUGACGUAUCUUUAAAUAUUAGACUUAUACAUGAAUCACAUUUUUUCUUUCGAUCUGAUUAAAGUUGUUUACCUUUUUUACUCUUAUUGAGUUGCCAUUAUACUUGAAUUCAAAGAAAACUCAAAAUUAUAGAUAUUGAUUGCUUAUUUAAUUUCAAAAUUUUAAUAAAAAAAUCACUGUAUACAAAUUUCGUUCCCUGAUGCUGGGCAUUGAUGUGUUUCAGCUGCUGUAUUUAAACGUUUAGAUAUAUUUUCACCCAGGCCCAUUUCUUGUUCACUUGUUCUUAUUAUUCUGGUGGAGGGUUUGGGAUAAGUUGUUUAGUUAUCCGGAUAUAUUGACCUAUACUGUUUUAAAAAUUAUAUAUUUUUAUGUCUUUUAUUAGUAUAAGAUUGUACCAGUCGGGAACCGUCGGCACUUUCCGUAAACGUAUUUUCUGGUGUACGGAAAGUGCCGACGGUUCAGGAUUGAGAUUGUAGAACCUAUUUAGUGCUUUAUCGUUGUAUUGAUAUUCAUAUCUUUAUGUACACAGGGGCCUGACACGCUGAUGUGGAUUAAAAGUCGUAUGAAUAAUUGUUUAUCGGUGCGUUGAGCCCUUUGUUUGUAUUUGCGAAACUAUAAUUUUCAAUGUUUGAAUUAAUUUUACCUAAGAUACCCCUGGGUACCUUUUUUUGAAUUAUAGAGUUCAUGUAGCCAUCAUAAAGCCACAAUGUAUUUGAAUAUUCAUGAUUAUUUUUCUAUGUAAUGAUAACAAGAAAAUACAUGUUACCGAACGUUUUUGUUGUGCGGAAGAUUACCAAGGAUCUUAAAAGAGUUGCCUCCCUUCGCGUAUUCGACUACCAAUCGCACCACUUUUGGUAAUUAAGUGAUUCGACUACAUUUCUAUUACAUAAUCGUAUUUUGCCGUCUUUAUAUGGCGCCCAAAUUCCUAUUCUGUUUUUUCCAAUGUCUUGGUAAUUUUGUUUGAAUUUAUAAUCAAAAUCUUUGAGAGCGAAUGAAUAAUAAUUAUAAUUUGUAAAAACCCUGAUUGUCAGCGAUGUUUUGCGUUUGUUUGGUAUUAACAUGUGUAUAUACUUUUGCAGUAUACAUGAUGAGUGUAUGACUUUCAAAUUAAACCAGAAUGAUUUAUAGAGUUAUCUAUUGACACGUGAACUGUGUCACCUGAGUAAUAAUAUGAAAUAGUUCCCGGUGUUUUUGAUGAUCUCAGCAAAAUAAUACAGAGAUAGAAUGCAUAUUUUAAUUUGUAUUUGAAACAAUGGAGUUUCAUUGGUCAACCAAAAAGUCAUAACGAACUGCAUUGACCAAUCAAGGGGAAAUGCUUAAGUAAAACAUGGAUAUAUAUUACCCACAAAUACAAAAUCGUUGCUAGAUUAACACCAACUCACUGCUAUUUUCACCGAAACAUCUAACAAACUUAAACCCAGAUACAAUACCAGGUGUGGUGCUUUGAAACCAUACUCCAUCUUAGAUAUGAUUUCUACUGUUAAAAUGUACUCAAGUAGCGCUAUAAUCAAUGAAUAAAACUAUCAAAAUCGCACUCGGUGAUCGCAUUGUGAUCACAAGGCUGAGCGAACUCUGCAACUAAUCCCGAUAACAAACUGUGUGAUUGUAAAAGGUAUACAAAUAUUUUGUCGAAAACUUAAGAUAGCGAUUAGUAUUUGAAUAAUACGUUACCGGAAUUUAUCCACAAAAUGUCCUGGACGCCUUUCACAGAAAGGUUUCUUCCUCUUAAAAUUAUUUGAGAAAAAAACUGUCAGUUGAUCUAUACAAUUCAGAUAUGUCAAGUUUUUGUUUUUGAUUUUAUAACGAUCCAAAUAACUAUUAUAUAGAGAUUUGAAUUUUUUUGACUAAAAUGAAAGUUUUCGAUGAUUAUUAAAUUUAUUUAAUCAAUCUGGAUGUCAUACACAUCCUCUGCGUCCCCUAUUUUAAGAUGACAUAAUUAUGUGUAAGAUAGAUAUUUAUAUUCAUGUUCUUGUAUGGUAUGACUAUUUUGAUAGAUUGUGUUUUUGUUAAUGUCACGUGAUGUAUGGGAUACAUCGGGCCAGUUAAGAUUUCGUAUGCGCAUGCGUAGAUUUAUAUAGUUUUAUCCUAAAUUGAUUGAGGACUCUAGAUUUUUUUUAAUUUUUGUUUUUAGGUUUGUUUCAUAGAUGAUAUACUUUUCCGGCAUUUUCCGGCAUUUUCCGGUCAAGGAAAAGCACCCCAGAUUUCGUAUUAUUUAAAACGAUGGAAAUGGAAUGGAAAACACUUUCUAUUUUCGAACAAAUAAAGAUAGAAUGAAUAGUUUUUCGUGUUUUCAAGGGAAAUCUUCAGCUUAAAAAAAUACCCACAAUAAAAAGAAUAAUCUAGCAUAUGCAUAGCAAAGGGAUUCGGUCAGUAAAUAUAUAUCUGAAUUAUUAUUUUCAUAUAUUAGUAUCUUCGGUAUAUGAGUUCCGGACAGGCAUCAAAGUGAGGUUGUUGUUUUAAAAAAUUACAACAGCUUUACCGAAAAUCCUAGAUGAUUUUUAUUUUUUUAAUUUUGUUCAUGAGAUUAACAGUUUCGUUUAUAUUCGGUUGUGAGUCGACAAAGAGUUCAAAUACACAAUUUCUCGCGAAUACUAACCCCGGGAAUCGUCGGCACUUUCCGUAAACAAGAAAAUAUGUUCUGGUUUAUGUGUGUGUGUUGGUAUUCCUAGGUGUGUAUGUGUGUGAUUUGUUGCUCUUUUAUAGAAUUGAAAUUCCCAAUUAUAGGUUGUUUUAAGGACAAUCGGGAAAAUUCAGUAUAUGAGUGAAUGACUGUUUAUGAUUUGUUAUAAUUUAUGUUUUUGAUUACACAAUAUGAGUUUCAACAGUUUCAUUUUGAAAUGAUACAGUAUUAUUGUGAAUUUUAAUCAGUCAGUCUGGAAUCACAUUCAUUUAUAUAAGACAAAUCCCUCCAACCUUUUUGAGUCAUGCUGUGGGUAACGAGUCCUGAAACUGGGACACUUAUUCGUUGUUUGAGUCAUACUUUCAUUAAAAAAAAAGAACAAGCGAAAUUACCUGACGAUUAAUAUUUGAAUUUAUACCUCAUCGAUUGAUUAUGAGCAUUGGCUAUUAAUAGAAACCAACGACUGCUAGUGCUAUGUCCAAACAGCAAAUUUCAUACCAAAUAUAUGAACCCACACAACUCGGAUAACUCGAACUUUUUCCACGACCCCGUCGACCUCGAGAUAACGACGUUCGACUGUAUUUUUACUAUUUAUACAGCAGACCCAGUUGAACAAUAUACGUAUAAGUCAAUUCAAAAAUUUAAAUAACGAAUAAUAUGUAUUAACGAAUCGAUGAAUGUCAUUAAUCUUAGUUAAUUAAAAAUGUCAUUCAUUAAUUAAAUCCGAAACUUUGACUAAGUUUUUUUUAACCUUCUGCUAGGCAUGAUUAGUAUUCAAAGCCUAGGUUAGUAUAGAGGUACCAAGGCCGCUUAUCUAGCCUAAAAAGACGAAAGUCAAAGAAAAUGACUGAAUUCUGUUAUUAUGGGAAAAUCCACUAUGACCGUAAACCUGAGUGUUUUGUGUUUUCUUCUUCAAAAUUACGAAGUACUUUUUUUCA